UUAGUGGAAGCAGCACCUGGGCAAACAGCAACAAAGUAACCCGGAAAAAAACACCACACAAAAUGCUCAGUUUAGGGUCGGGAGGCGGAAAAACGGCAAAACCCUCUUUCGUGUCUUACGUUUCACCAGAGGAAAUUAAAAAGGAAAAUGUUAAUGAUGACCUGAAGCCACACUUAUUACCAGGGGAGCUUGUAAUCUGCGAAGCAAACACUGUGGUAAAAUACAGUCGAGAAGAUUCUUUACAACGGGGCUUUUAUGGAAAGCUUGUCUGUACAAAUUUUAAGAUUUCCUUUUUAAGUGCUGAGCAGUUGUUGGAUGAAGUGGAGCAAUCAUAUAAGAAUAAACUGAUGGGUGAAAAUGACAUAUCCUUGCAUUGCGUGGACCAAAUCUUUGGAGUGUAUGAUGAUAAAAAGAAGCCACUGCUGCCUGGUGCUGUAAAGAACAAAAUUCCUGAGAAGCUUCUACUUUACUGUAAAGACUUCCGGGUCUUUCACUUUGGGUUAAGAUACACUAAGGAAGAGGAUGCUAGAAGGCUGAUCCGGGGGAUAGUUCACCAUUGUUUGAAUCCAACAUCUUUAAAAUGUUUAUUUGCUUUCUCUUAUGUUGGUGCAGCAGGUGGUCUUAAAGUGGGUCCUGUAGGAAUAGAAGAGGAACCUCCGACCAUAAUGUUUGAAACUAAAAAUGACUGGAAAGUAGAGCUGGACCGCACUGGAGGUUUACUAACUUACAGAAUAAUUUCCAGCAAUGAAAAUUACAAAAUCAGCACCAGACUUCCACAGUUCUUUGCUGUUCCUUCAACUGUUGCUGAUGAUGACAUUAAGAAAUACAAAGGAAAAGGAAUUCCUCUUUGGUGCUGGUCUCACUCCAGUGGUUGUGCAUUGUUGAAGAUGGCAGCUCUCCCUGAAAUAGCUGACGACAGCACUUCUCAAAUGGACAAAAGUUGGAUUGACAGGCUGCCUCAACUUCUCGGAGAAAACCAUCCCUUGGAUCACACGAUCAGGACUGAGAUCCUUUCAGCCACUCUCCCAACUCUGCAAGAAAUACAGGCUUCAUACAACAGAUUUAAGCAGCUGUUCUUGCCGGAUAAUGCUGCUGAAUUCUGGGAGUCUGACAUUAAAUGGCUGUCUGUUUUAGAGAAUACAAACUGGCUAGAAGUCAUCAGACAAUGUCUGAAGAAAGCCUUGGAUAUUGUUGAAUGCCUGGAACAAAGAAACACAUCUGUGGUGCUUGUGGAAGAAAAUUGCUCUGAUUUGUGCUGUCUAAUAGCUAGUCUGGUCCAGGUGAUCAUAGACCCACAUUUUAGAACAUUAUCUGGCUUCCAGAGCUUAAUUCAGAAGGAGUGGGUGAUGGGCUGCCAUUGUUUUCUGGAUCGAUGUAAUCUUCUGCGAAGCAAUGAUAAAGAGGCACCAGUAUUUCUUCUCUUCCUGGAAUGCGUGUGGCAGUUACUUCAGCAAUAUCCACCAGCCUUUGAGUUUACAGAGACCUACGUGACUAUAUUGUCAGACAGCAUGUUCAUCCCUAUCUUUAGCACCUUCCUGUUCAAUUCACCAUGGCAAAGGGAUAAUAACCAAAUGCUUGAUGAAGAUCGGCGAAUGGUAAGCAGGUCAUUGAAACUUCCCAGUGUUUGGGAAUGGUCUGUUCAGUUUGAGAACUCUGUUCAAGCGCUCUUUUAUAAUCCGCUUUACAUUGGAAAGCCAAAAAUGGAUAAUAGAAGAACCCAACGUGUUAAGGACCCUGCACUGAACUGCUUGGAGAUUGUUCAGGAAAAUUUUCUGGAUAUACCAGAGCCACAACGCCAGAUGUCUCUGCCAUCAAGUCCAUCUUAUCACAGUAGGCCUUCACCCAGAAAAGGGUUUUUCAGGGAGGAGACGGAUCACUUAAUAAAGACUUUUCUAGGUAAAAAGAUAAGCAGGUGGACACUCACAGCUGAAGACCAUUCAGUUGGCUACAAACUGUUCUAUGAAAAUUGGCGCAGUAAACCAAUUGAUCACCACGGACUGCUCCUUCCCUUGCAUGAUGGUCCUGCUUUAAGAAUCUGGGGCCAGCGAUACCUGCGUUGGAUUCCAGAGGUUCAAAUACCAGGUGGUGGUUCAAUAACCGCUCUGAACAAAGCCUGUGAAAUUAUAGAUGAGAUAAAAACUUUACAGACAAAAGUAUCACAGAGGAUACUCAAAAGGCAACCAAGUUCUCCAAACAUUGAUAUCUUCACACCAUUUCAUGAGAGCAGCCGUCUUUCUUCAACUUUUCCAUUUGGUACAUUACGUCGGCAAUCUAUAAAGCCCCGCAUUCCAGUCUCAACAAAUCUCUCAAUGAGCUUUGGAUCAAUGGAGAACUUGCCAGAUGACGAGGAAGAUCUAGUACACUGGAAAAAUAACAACUUUGCAUGGAAACAUUCAAACUUGCAUGAACAACAUCUACCUUUUGGAGAGCUUUCCAUGUAUCUGGAUAAACUGAAAUAUGAAGAAUUUUUGGUUGCAAUAUCUUCUAUCUUUCAGUUGAAUCCACUGAAUAUGCAUAGUUUGAGCUUGUAUAAAUGCAAAUAAAGUGGUCUACAAUCAGAAAAUCACUUUUAUAAUCAACAAGUGAGUCAUCUUUUUUAUAUAAACUGUAGCUGGAUUAUGUCACUACUUUUUAUAGGUUGAAUGAAUUUAGUAUACUGACCAUAUAAUGCACCAAAAAGUUAUCAUUCAAUUCUUUUUAGGGUUUCAGGUGUGCUUAUACAAUAGACAUGCAUGGAGGAAAUGGGUUAACAGGAGUUCAUCUGUGUUUAUUCAACUUUGUCAAUAUAUUACAAUACCUGGAAAAAAAUGAAAAUUAGAUAGCUGUCUUGUUUUUAUUUCUCGAAGAAAACACAUGUAUACAGACUAGAGAACCAAGAACAUCUUGCUUUUCUUUAGAAAUGGAGGGCAUCUGAGAGUAACCUCUCCCCUCCAUUAUGUAUUUACGGAAAGUAUAAUAAUCCUUUUGCCUUUUUAAAAACUCUCAUCUAUUUCAGUUGAACUAUAUCACAUAAAAACCUGUUGUUUAUAUACAACAAAAGUUUUUUUUGGAUAGGCAAUAUGAUUGGUGUCUCAUUGGUUGUGAGGUAUAUGGUAGUUCUCAAUGUGCAACUUCUAUGUUUCCAUACAUUGAUCAAUCUUUGACUUUUUCAAUCUUUUUAAAAUUGAGGUUUUGACUACUGAAUUGAUUAUGAACAGCCUUAACUAUACUGUAUGAUACUGUAAAUUAUUUCAAAUUGCUUCACUGUGCCUUGUUAAUAUAACUGAGUGACAAAAUUGUAAUUUAAGCACACUGCAAAGUGAAUUGUACUUUUUUAUAUUGUGGCAUUGAUAUCAGAACUAAAUGUAUAUAAUGGGUGUUACCAUAUCUAGUGUAUUUUGGUGGAAACUUACAGUGUCUUUGCUACCAUAUUCAUUUUAAUCUUUGGCCCUGUUGCUAUUCAAAGAUUGUUGCCAAUGUUUUCCCAAUUAAAGCAUAAAAUUCAA
This is a messenger RNA of Carcharodon carcharias (great white shark), 3485 nucleotides long. RefSeq names its product myotubularin related protein 12 (gene mtmr12). The record is from RefSeq and is a predicted model, not a curated record. Bases 63 to 2543 code for a protein of 826 amino acids. The transcript has 18 exons. Lineage: Eukaryota; Metazoa; Chordata; Chondrichthyes; Lamniformes; Lamnidae.